This is a messenger RNA of Mucor mucedo, 461 nucleotides long. RefSeq lists its product as uncharacterized. The annotation marks the transcript as partial. The record is from RefSeq and is a predicted model, not a curated record. The transcript is spliced from 3 exons. Lineage: Eukaryota; Fungi; Mucoromycota; Mucoromycetes; Mucorales; Mucoraceae.
AUGAAAAAUCUGUUGGCAUUGAAUCAACCGUCGCAUGCUACUACUGUUUCAGAAGAACAGGAGGUUCCUGUCGUCGUUCCUGCUGCUGCCGCCGUUUUCCCGGCUGCACCUGCUACUCCCACUGCUGAUGCCACGGAGGCUGCUGCCACUAUUAAGUUUCGGAUACCAGAUACACGCGCUCAAAAUGGAAUUCAGCUAGCACAUUUGAUCUUAUUGAAUUGUAUGCUGAUUACAACAAGCGGUUGGAGUCCAAUCUCUAAGUGUUAUGCUCUCCGUGCUGCCUUCAGACAUCGCAAUGAUAGGUUAAAUCCAACUGGUACGGCACCGAUUGAAAACUGGGUUUACCAUGAUGCGAUGGAGAACCCCACCAGUGAGGUGCCCACCGUGACGCCAACUACUGUGUAUUCCUCUCUUGCUGGAGAAACGAUAGAUAAUCGUGGUGAAGUUGCGGUGCUAGACGA